Messenger RNA from Staurois parvus, 347 nucleotides. The record is from the annotation of a GenBank genome assembly. Lineage: Eukaryota; Metazoa; Chordata; Amphibia; Anura; Ranidae.
ACAGAGCCGAAGAUGUCGGCUCGGUCAUGUGAUCAGCUGUGUCCAAUCACAGCUGAUUGCAUCAGUGCCACCUGUCAGUGCUCAUCCAUGCCACCUGCCAGUGCCACAUCAAUGCCACAUUUCAGUGCCUACCAGUGCACAUCAAUGCCACAUAUCAGUGCCCAUCUGAGCUGCCUUUCAGUGUCACCCAUCAGUGCCACCUAGCAAUGCCUAUCAGUGCCGCCUAUCAGUGUGCAUCAGUGCCGUCUAUCAGUGCCCGUCAGUGCUGCCUAUCAGUGCCGCCUAACAGUGCCAGUCAGUGCCAUAUAUGAGUGCUGCCUUUCAGUGCCCAUCAGUGAUGCCUGUCA